Carica papaya (papaya) is the source of this 876-nucleotide messenger RNA. The record is from RefSeq and is a predicted model, not a curated record. Lineage: Eukaryota; Viridiplantae; Streptophyta; Magnoliopsida; Brassicales; Caricaceae.
AUGGCAACAGCUCAGUUAACGGCAUCAUCAGUGACAGUGUCAGCCAGGAACUUGGCAUCAUUGAAGGGCUAAGACCUUCAACUGUCAAGUUCGCUUUUUGGGACGUUGAGAACUGGGGCUUUAACCCAGAGGUCGUUUCGUGGUUUGGUAGUUAAAGCAGCCACCGUUGUUGCCCCCAAGUAUACUUCAAUUAAGCCCUUGGGUGAUAGAGUGUUGGUGAAGAUAAAAAAUGUGGAGGAGAAGACUGAGGGUGGUAUUUUACUUCCAACAACAGCGCAAUCAAAGCCACAAGGAGGUGAGAUUGUUGCUGUUGGCGAGGGGAAAACAAUUGGAAAUACCAAAGUGGACAUCUCUGUGAAGACUGGCACCCAGGUUAUUUAUUCCAAGUAUGCAGGGACUGAAGUUGAGUUCAAUGGUGCUAGUCACCUUAUCCUCAAAGAGGAUGAUAUUGUUGGCAUUCUUGAGACAGAUGAUAUCAAGGAUCUCAAGCCUUUGAAUGAUAGAGUUUUCAUCAAGGUUGCUGAGGCUGAGGAGAAAACUGCUGGAGGUUUACUGCUAACAGAAGCUACAAAAGAAAAGCCUUCAAUUGGCACGGUCGUAGCAGUUGGACCUGGUCUUCUUGAUGAGGAAGGUAACAGAAAACCCUUAUCUGUAUCUGCUGGAAACACAGUCCUCUACUCCAAGUAUGCAGGGAAUGAUUUCAAGGGCAAUGAUGGUACUAACUACAUCGCACUAAGAGCUUCAGAUGUGAUGGCUGUUUUAUCUUAGUUGUCUAUCUUUUAUGUUGCGGGAUCUUGUGAUUGAGCAGCCUUAUUGGCAGAUGGAUUUUGAAUGUAAUUUCACUUGAAAUAUAAUCAGUUGCAGCUUCUUUAAUCA